AUGGACUCACCUCCUGCUCCUGCGACCCCUCCGGCAUCCCCAGGCAAAGCAUGCACACCCCCACUAACCGCAUAUUUUGGCUUCUUCAAUACGCCCGUAACGUGGCGCGAACAUAUGCGUCUGAUACUGCUGAACCUGGCCCUGCUGAACCAGGGGACUCGGUUAUUAUCUUCCUCCCGGCUGAUACGCAUACUCCUUGUGCUUGUUGACCCCGAUAAACGUACACGCGCCUACAACCACUCGUACCAUCCUCGCCGUGCGUUCGAGCAGAAGCCGGUGGUAUUGUUGGGCGCGGGGAUCCAUGGUGCGAGUGCCUACAUGAGUGUCCGGUGGAAGUGUGGUAGGCGCCAAACGCGAUCGAUCCAAAGGUGGGUUAGGGUUACAUCACUUCUCAUUUUCUAUCUCAUGAACGCUAACCUUACCGAUUUAUCGCCCGAGCACCAACCUUCAACAGACUGUCCAGGAACGAAUGUCGUAUUCAGGAAGCGGAAGCGCACUGACAGCGGAGAUACUCCUGGCCAUCCUCAAACCGCUCAUUACAAUCCGAGAAAGACCAUGAUAACACUGUGCACCCCCGGAUCUAACAAUAUCCAUGAUUCAACUUCGGUCCUCCCCUACGCACUCGCAUCCAUUGACGCGCCCAGCUCUCCCCACUUCGCGACUUUCGGCACCCGCAUCACCAACCGACAAGAUAUCAACGAUUUGUCAAGAUGUUACGGAGGGACCUUGGGAGGGACCGCGCCAUCCGCAUUGAGGGCCACAGGAAAAAAUGUUCCAAGAGUUUGGUUUGCUCUAGGCCGCACUUCAAGCUUGGGACGAAUUGAAACCGUGCAUGCGAUCUACCAGCGACACUACUUUCCCGAUCUGCAACACGUCCACAGCAUUGAGGAUUCACUGUCUGUCGUUCCCACAUAUACUCCAACCACUGCGUCCGGUUCACAUCCUCCCGAGGGCUCAGCGACUCUUCGACGGCUGCAAUUGAUGAAGCUGAGAAAUUCCAAGGCUUGUACCGCUACAUUGCGAUGCGUGAAACCCAGAAAACGGAGGGAUCACUACCCAGUAUUCGUUCUCGUCGCUCUUUAUCAACAGCUAGACCCCGCUCAGCUUCAACUUUCUCGUCAAUCGCUCCACCGUGUUUUCCGAUGGUCCAUGACGCUCUGGAGGGGCCGUCAAUUGCAAUCAGCUCAGACGGCCCGCAUGGACAUUACCAAGCUCGUCAUGUCAGCGUCUCGACAAUCACGUACCUGCCCUCCUUUUCGACACAAAAGAAUGCAACUGCAGAGCGCCUUCGAUCGCGUAAUUGGAAAGUUCUGGUCGUCGGCCCCUGAUCUGCCAACACCUUCCACUCAACGCGGUCCAACCCCUGCUUCUCCCGAACGUGCUCCCAGUCCCAUCCAAAUUUUACGUGUGAAUGGAAAGUUCUGGACGGGAGGAGCGUGCGGAAUGAGCCAUUUAUUUGUGUAUGGCCUGAUCAGAUCUGUUGAGUUUCGGAAGUACGAGGUGGAUAUCCGAACACUCAAUUGA
This is a messenger RNA of Laccaria bicolor S238N-H82, 1524 nucleotides long. RefSeq lists its product as uncharacterized. The record is from RefSeq and is a predicted model, not a curated record. Bases 1 to 1524 code for a protein of 507 amino acids. The transcript has 11 exons. Lineage: Eukaryota; Fungi; Basidiomycota; Agaricomycetes; Agaricales; Hydnangiaceae.